Messenger RNA from Spodoptera exigua (beet armyworm), 897 nucleotides. NCBI's taxonomy places the organism in Eukaryota, Metazoa, Arthropoda, Insecta, Lepidoptera, Noctuidae. The record is from the annotation of a GenBank genome assembly.
AUGGGUGAUGCGCGGAAGAAGAAAAAGUUUUACUUACGUAAACGUAGAAACAAAUACUUCUUGGAACCCGGCUUCAAAGGUUUCUUUUGCACGUGUAACUUCAGAGAAAAAGACUGCGUGAAAGAAGUGUAUAAUCUGUUGAAUGAAUAUGCUGGCAAAUUGUAUCCUGAUCUCGGCUUGGAGCAUCAAUCGGCUGUUCCUGAAUCUGCUGUGCCUGAGGACAAAACAGACAGUGAGUCCGAGGAAGAGACUGAUAUAGGUGAUGUGCUGAGGCGAGAAGUGGACUUACUGAAGAAAGAGUCUCAAAAAUCUCUGAAGCACAAAAGGUUCCAGGUAGUGGAGACUGGUGCAUCUAACUGCAUUUUUGUGAAAACAAAUUUACCAAGUCCGGAAGAGCUGACCUCAGCGAUAAUAAAAGAUUUGGUCACAACCAGACUCUCAAAAACGCGUCAUGUGUUACGUUUGCUACCAAUAAUGGCAACCUGUAAGGCCAACUUGCCAGAUAUUAUGGAGUGUGCUGGCAAGCUGUUUGAUAAAUACUUCUUGAAACAAUCAUCCUCAUUUGCCAUCGUCUUCAACAAACGUUUCAACAGCAGUGUUUGUCGAGAUUUGAUCAUCAAGGAAUUGGCAGAGAUGGUUGUCUUGAAAAACGCCAACAACAAAGCAGAUUUGAAAAAUCCUAGACUUUGUAUAAUAGUGGAAAUUAUAAAGGGUAUUUGCUUGCUAAGCAUUGUUGAUAAUUAUUUUACCUAUAAAAAAUAUAACUUGAAUGAGCUGUCUAAAGAAGAAGCCUCAAAUGAUUCUGAGGGUAGUCAAGCUAAAAAGUUUAAAGGUAAUGGGACCUCAUCAAAUGAAGAAAACAAGGAUAAUGAAGUUGUUAACUUAGAAGUCACUUAG